This is a messenger RNA of Myotis davidii, 366 nucleotides long. Its product is annotated as T-cell receptor gamma chain V region V108A. The record is from RefSeq and is a predicted model, not a curated record. Bases 1 to 366 code for a protein of 121 amino acids. The transcript is spliced from 2 exons. Lineage: Eukaryota; Metazoa; Chordata; Mammalia; Chiroptera; Vespertilionidae.
AUGCCACUGCUGGAAGCUUUCACCUUCUUGUCCUUCUGGGCUCUUGGCCUUGGGUUAUCUACACUGGAGCAGUCCCAGCUGUCCGUUACCACAGAAGUGGGGGGAAGUAUUGACAUAGGUUGCAAGAUAACAAGCACCAAUUUUGAACAGGACAUCAUUCACUGGUACCGGCAGAAACCGAAUCAGGCUUUGGAGCAUCUGAUUUCUGUGAGCUCCACAGAAGGCCCUGCUCGAAGCCAUGUAGAUGGGAAGAGAAACAAAGUUGAGGCAGGAAAGAAUUCUCAACUUCUCACUUCAACCCUCCGCAUAUAUUUCAUAGGAAAAGAAGACACAGGUACUUACUACUGUGCUGGGUGGACUAAUUAA